Molecule: messenger RNA, 1454 nt
Organism: Carassius auratus (goldfish)
Lineage: Eukaryota; Metazoa; Chordata; Actinopteri; Cypriniformes; Cyprinidae
Product: protein AF-9-like
Exons: 7
Coding region: 287-1429 (380 amino acids)
Biological process (GO): positive regulation of DNA-templated transcription
Cellular component (GO): transcription elongation factor complex
Molecular function (GO): chromatin binding
Source: RefSeq, a predicted model, not a curated record
CUCAGAGAGCUCAAUUAAAAGACCAUGUCCGCCAUCGGGCGUCUGCUGUCUUCGGUGUCCUUAUUUAAACCAAAUUCUCAAUGAAAUAGCAUUGUCCCGUGGCCUCCACAAUGGCCAGUUCGGUGAGUAGGGCUUUAGCUGCUACAGUAUCGGUGCAGUGUUUGGGAUCUCCAGCGCCUCUGUUCGUUUUCAUCAGGAUUGGGGUGCCGUUCAGGUGAAACUGGAACUCGGUCAUCGUGCCCAGCUCCGAAAGAAACCCACAGUGGAAGGUUUUACGCACGACUGGAUGGUGUUUGUCCGCGGACCAGAGCACAGCAACAUUCAGCAUUUUGUGGAGAAAGUCGUAUUUCAUCUACACGAAAGUUUCCCGAGACCAAAAAGAGUGUGCAAGGAUCCACCAUAUAAAGUUGAAGAGUCUGGAUACGCUGGAUUUAUCUUGCCUAUUGAAGUUUACUUUAAAAAUAAGGAGGAACCAAAAAAAGUGCGCUUUGACUACGAUUUGUUCCUGCACUUGGAGGGUCACCCACCUGUCAAUCAUCUCCGCUGUGAAAAGCUCACGUUCAACAACCCUACUGAAGAGUUUCGCAGGAAGCUGCUCAAGGCUGGAGGGCAACGGGAUCCUCACAAAAGAUCUUCAGAGGACUCUAAAGUAAUGGUAAUGCAGGAGGGCUCUACUUCUCUGUUCGGGCAGCAUCUAAAGCUGCCCACAUUACCCAGCAGCUCAUUAACAUUGACCUUCUCUGAUGUGAAAAAGAGCAAGUCUUUCCCAGGAUCAAAGGACGGGUCGAAAAGCAGCAGUGCUCUUACAACCACAAACAAUAUCAGCAGCAGCUCCCUCAAACCCCACAAACCAUCUAAGGACCAUAAGGACAAGCCUCCCAAAGACUCAAAGGAGUCCAAAUGUGCCUUCAGAGAUUUCAGCAAGGACUCUGGAAAACUCUGUAAAGAUUCUAAAAAACCCAAAGAGAAUCAACCAAUUCAGGAAGACCGCCCCAUUCCCCAAAUGGGAUUCAAGGAGCCCAAGACCACAUCGAAGGAGCAACGUUCAUCGGAGGGUAGCUUCUCAAGCUUGGGACAGAGUAAACGGCGCCCUGUGUUGGACAGUGAAGGCCAUGUUACCAAAAAACAGAAAAGCAGUUUUUCAGAGAGCUCGCAAAAGCAGCAAGCGAGUCCUAACUUGCUACAGCAUCUCCAUUCGGAUAAAAAGAUUUUGAAAGACAAGCCGCAAGUCCGGCAUAGUAGGUUACAAAACAGUCAACUUUCAGAGAAGAGAAAACCAUCAGCAUUACCGCCCUUCCAGGAUGUGUUGGACCCGAAUGACUCUGACAUGGAUGAUAACACAUUCACAAGAUCAGAUGUAAGUGAAUUUCGAAUUGUUAUGCUAGAACAUAACAUGAGAUUUAGUCCCUUAUUUUUCAUAAGUGGGUAGUUGUCCCUCAAAUUUAACAUCUGUU